Molecule: messenger RNA, 2052 nt
Organism: Colius striatus (speckled mousebird)
Lineage: Eukaryota; Metazoa; Chordata; Aves; Coliiformes; Coliidae
Product: SITS-binding protein-like
Exons: 10
Coding region: 1-2052 (683 amino acids)
Source: RefSeq, a predicted model, not a curated record
AUGGCCCCCGCCCGCCCCACCCGCCAGAUCCCCGAAGCCGCUUGGACGUCGGGUUUGAGGGAGAUGACGGAGCCCUGGAAAGGAGCGCUGGGCUGCUUCGGCGUUGCCGUCUUCUUCGCCAUGACCAUCGGCAUCAUCUCGUGGCAGGCGCUGGAGCAGCCGCCCGAGGAGUGGGUGCUGCGGGGCCGCGGCGGGGGGCUGCUGUGGGAGCGGCGGCGCGGGGCGCUGCUGCUGCGGGCGCUGCCGACGGGGCGCACCGUGCUGGCCAUCGCCGUGGCCGGGGUGCCGGCCGCCGAGCCGCCGCCGCCGCGGGACCGCUGCUGGCACGACGGCGAGCAGUUCUGCUACGCCUGGGAGGAGGACGCCGAGCUCCGGCUCUCCCUCGAGCCCCAGACGGCCCCCGCCACCGAGUGCUACAGCGUGCACUGGACCCCGCUGCGCCCCGACGUGAUGCUGAAGGAUUGCUUCUCCAUGGCCAACGUGUCGUGGUACGGGGGAGCGAGCCUCCGGGCGCAGCGCUGGCCCCUCAACGGCGCCGACAGCCACGCGCAGCCCUUCGUCAGCGGCGACUUCAGCCAGAGCCCGGCUGCCUACGGGCCUGUGCUCGACAGAUACUUCUUAGGCUCGACAGGCGUGACGGUGACAGUGGCCCCGGACGUGCCCCUCUUCCUCUCUCUGGAGACCAACCAUCACUUCUGCCUGGGGACACCGGCAGGGGAAGCUGCAGCCCCUCUGCGCUACCUGCUGUGUGUCAGCCCAGACGUGGCGGCAGCGCAGCGACACGCCGGCAGCCGGCUCCCCGCGGGACAGACCCGGGCGCUGCCGGACCUGGCCCUCCUGGGGUUGCCCAUCUGGAGGUAUCGUGGCCCAGGGGGCUCGGCUGCCAAAAUCCAGCGAGGUUUGAGGGCCCUGGCCAAGAGGCUGAAGCGGCAUCGCCUCCAGGAUGGGGUCCUGGCCCUGGGUGAGCGCUGCACAGCCGUCCUCGCUGCCACGGAGCAGCUGCCCCGGGAGCGGCGGCAGGCGCGGGGCCGCGCCGGGGGCCCGCCGCUGCUGUCCGUCACGCUGUCCCCGUACGCCGCCGUGGCCUCGCCGCUCUUCCUGCGCUCGCUGCGGGACCGCGACACCGCGGGCUACUGGCUGAGCCUGCGGCCCCGAGCCGGGGGCUGCUCGGUCCCGCUGCUGACGGCCUGGAAGGGGCGGCUUUGCGCCCGCCUCAACGUCAGCAGCGCGGCGGCGCUGGGCUGGUACCUGACGCGAGCCCGGCGCCUGCGGCACGACCUGGGCGCUGCCUACGUGGUGUUCGAGGGUGCUGAGGGCAACGCCUUCCUGCAGCAAGCUGUGCCCCCCCCGGCCGAGCUGGCGGGUGACCGGUACACCGAGGCGCUGGCGGCGGCGCUGGCGACGCUGGGGAACGCCACGGUCAUCAGCGCCGGGGCACGGUCCAGCCACCUGCCCCUGUUUGUCCAGAUGAGCCCCCUGCACUCAGACUGGAGCCACGCUGGGCUGAAGGGGCUCAUUCCCUCCGUGCUGCACUACAGCCUCUUGGGCUACAACUUCUUCAUCCCCGAUGCAGUAGGAGGGAGCCUGGCCGGGGACACCCCGCUGGACCCGGAGCUGUACGUGCGCUGGCUGCAGAUCGUGACGUUCCUGCCCGUGAUGGCCUUCAGCACGCCGCCCUGGCUCUGCUGCGACGCCUGGGUCCUGAACCUCACCCGGCAGUGCGUGCGGAGGCACCGGGACUUCGUCGUGCCUCUCCUCGUCAAAUACAGCGAGGAGUGGCUUCGCUUGGGCUUCCCCAUCUUCCGGCCCGUGUGGUGGCUCAGCCCCACAGACCCCAGGGCCUUCACCGUGGAGGAUGAGUUCCUCAUUGGAGAUGAGGUCCUGGUUGCCCCAAUAACAGAAAAAGGGCAAAUGUGGAGAGAUAUCUACCUGCCUGGAGCAGGGCAGGCGUGGCUGGACCCCAGCACUGCCCGUGUGUUCGACGGAGGCACCGUGCUCAGCAAUUACUCCGCCGGCCUCGCAGACGUGCCGCUCUUUGUCAAGGCCUCCUGA